Molecule: messenger RNA, 15399 nt
Organism: Cetraspora pellucida
Lineage: Eukaryota; Fungi; Glomeromycota; Glomeromycetes; Diversisporales; Gigasporaceae
Source: the annotation of a GenBank genome assembly
AUGGCUUCAGAUAAUCGUAAUCGUCAAGAUAAUAAUAAGCGUUCGAAUAGAAAGAAAAACUUUUCAAAUGAUAAAUUAAAUAAUAAUUUGAGUGAGGACAGUGCGAUUACCCCACAUAGACCGUCAAAUUCCAAUACAAGUAUUUCAAAUAACGAUGGUAAUCCUCAUUCCAAUGAGAGUUCAACAAUUUCCACUGUUCACGAUGAACCUAACAAACGUUCGCACAGAAGAAAAAAACAUCAGAAUCAUGAAAAUAAUGAUUUAAAUGAAAAUAGGAAUAAUACUGCAAUUUCUCCAUAUGGACCAUCGCACACCUAUCCUAAUGCUCAAAAUAAUGAAGGUAAUUCUCAUUUAAAUGAAAGUUCAGGAGCUACUACUGUGCAUGAUGAGUUUAAGCGUUCUAAUAGAAAAAGCAAAAAAAAGCUAACCGAUGAUAGAAAUAAUGAGUUAAAUGAUGGUAGGGAACUUGAUGCAAUUACACCCAACAUUUCAAAUAACGGAGAUGGUUCUCAAUCAAGAAACAAUGCGAUGCGUGACAAGUCUAAUAAUAGUCGUCCGAAUAAAAAAAGAUCUCCGAAUAAUGAAAAUAAUCCAAAUGAAGAUAAAGACCAUAUUGUAACUGCACCGCUUGAUUUUAAUUCUUUAAAUCAUGAUGAUGAUUUUCAUUCUAGUGAAAGCUCGACAUUUGCUACUGGACGUGGUGAGUUUCAGCGUCCCAAUAGAAGAAAAAACAAGCUAAAUGAUAAUGGGAAUAAUAAGUUAAAUGAAGAUAGUGAAUGUGUUGCAAUUACAUCACACAAACCAUCGGAAACUUAUUCUAAUAACGAAAAUAGUUCUCAAUCAGCAAAUACUUUGGUACGUGAUGGGUCUAGCAAUAAGCGUUCAAAAAAAGGAAAGAUUCCAAAUAAUGGAAAUAAUGAUUUAAAUGAAGAUAUAAGUAAUAUUGCAAAUGAGCAAUCAGAUACUUAUUCUAAUACUUUAAACAAUGAGGAUAAUUCUCAUGUUACUGAAAAUUCAUUGUCAGCUGAAUCUUUUGAUAGCAACUUAUCACCUACGAGAGAUGUAUUAUCAAAUAAAAUGAGAGAUACAUUAUCAAAUAGAACAAAUCAAAUGAAUAAAGUGGAUCAAAGUUUUGAUAAUGAAAAGUCAUCCGAUUACUCUUCUAACUCUCAAAAUACACAACAUUUUGAAACCAAUUUUCAUGCUGAAAAUGUAAAGUCGGGUCAGGAAGAUCAUGGUCAGAAUAGUGGUAAGGGUUUAUCCUUACGAAAAAAUGUCGCAUUAAGUAGAGUUCUAGUAGAUUCGUCAAAAAAUCAAGAAGACAAAAUUCAACCAGAGAAUGUAGAUGAAAGUGAUAAUAUCACAAUACUUCAACACGAUGAUAAUGAAAUCUCUAAUCCACAAUUUAGCGAGACUGAUGCUAAUCAAGAUGCUAAUUUUAAAGAAAACAUAGAUAGCAUUGACAAACCCAAAUCUUCUAAGCAAAAAGGAAAAAAGAAGGUAAAAUAUGAUGCUGUCGAGAGUGAUUUCGAUGAUACCGACGAAGAGGAUGAAGAGGAUGUUCACUCUUCUAUCAUUGAUGACGAUCAAAAUAGAAAAGAUAAUGAUAGCCAAAAAAAAUUUUCUGCCUCUUCUAUCAUUGAUGACGAUCAAAAUAGAAAAGAUAAUGAUAGUCAAAAAAAUUUUUCUGCCUCUUCUAUCAUUGAUGACGAUCAAAAUAGAAAAGAUAAUGAUAGUCAAAAAAAUUUUUCUGAUAAAUCUACUUCAUUACAAAGUGAACAAUCUGUUCAGAAAGAAAUUCUUGAUAAGAGCGUAGAACAUGAUGACUUAAAGCAUGAUGAUGACUCUAUACAAAGUUAUAAAAAUGCCUCUGGGCAAAAUGUGCAGCAACAUUCUGUUCAAUAUGGAAUGUCCACAUCGCAACCGAGUGGAAUUACAAAUGUUGUUGGAAAGUUUAUUGAAAAGGUUCUUCCGAAAGGAAAUGAUGAUGACGUUGUAAUUGUGUUUUAUGUUCAUAUGCCAAAAAUCAAUGACAUUGGAAUACCAUGUGUUGUUGGUAAUAUAACAGAAUUAGGUGAGUGGGAUAAACCAACAAUUAAGCUCAUUGAAAAAAAAAUUUCUGGAAAACUUACUUCAUGCUGGGAGUCAAAACCGGUUCGCAUUCCACUUGCUCAAUUUGAAAAAAAAGUUAUUAAGUACAAAUAUGCAAUCAAGGAAAAGGGCAAAAAGAAUAAGCAUAAACAGCAUAAACCUUUGUUACUUGAAGGAGGCGUUGACCGUGUUCUUGAGGCAGACGGGGGUGAUAAAUAUGAGAUUUGGAUGGAAAGUGAUAGAAUUUCUUUUCCUUCUGAAAUUAAGGAUGUUUAUUUAGUGAAAAUCAUUUAUGACUCUGUGACUCUUGAGAACCUUAAAGAAAAGGUUAUGAAAUAUGAAAAGAUUAUGAAGCUUUAUCCGAAAUCAACGAAAGCUUCUACAUCAAUUAAUUUUAUCAUGAGUUCAUUUCUUGAAGAUAAAUCUUUAGAAAAGAGACUUUUCUUAUGCGUUCUUUUGGGUUAUUACGUGAAAGAAAGAGAUUCGCAGUACAGUUCAUUACCUCUAGAAUUCAAAUCAUCUCUUGUUUUUGAUACGUUACAAAAUAUUACUGUCGAAACAUUCCCAUCUGACACUUAUAGAAUCUUGACAUUGACAAUUCCACUUCUGGUUCGACACAACUGUUUAAUUAAUUCACUCGAUUGGCUUAAAAUUUUUGGUGUAGCCGGUUUUAUUGACCCAAAAUAUGAAUUUAUUGAUUACCUGUCGGACUUUAUUUAUAGUGAGAAAAGUAUGCCUAAUUUCCUUAACAGUUUUAACGUUUUGGUUACUCCAGUUAUUCGCACAAUUGAAGAUAAAGAAAUUUAUGCAAAGAUUGCCAAGUGGUUGUUUCGUCAAUGCACUGUAAUGAAGUUUCUUGUUAAUGUAUGGCAAGAUAUUAUUAUUCAUAGUGAUGAGAUAGAUGAAUUACUUCAACCGAAUUUAAUUGAACGUGUUCGAUAUAUAUUAAGUCGCAAUGUACUUUCAUGCGUUCAUCUUUAUAAUUGUUACAAUGAUUUGCCUGAACAACUCAAAAUUAUGUUUAUUGAAAUAUUUCGUGAACGAUCUUUACAUCUAUUAUCCUCUAAACAAUAUCAACAAUGGGACAAGGAUAAUUUGGAUUUAGACGCAAUUCUCAAACUUCUAAUAAAUGAUCAAAUUCAGUGGCCUUUAGAGGAUUACUUCAAAGUGUUAGAUCUUGUUUCCCAGUCUGUGGAUCUUGGGCUCUUGACAAAAUUCCAUGAGUUGCUGAAAUUUGUAUUUAAUACAUUUAAGGAAAUAGAUGAAUCUAAACUUUCAAUUUUAUGCAAGCAAUGGUAUCGAAAUUUAUUAGAGCGUGCAGCAAACUUAUCCAAUUCGGACAAUAAAUUCAAAGAUAAAUUUGCUUUUAUGGCAUUCAAUCAUAUUUCGAAGGUUUAUCCUUACAUUGGUAAAAUUCCUAUUUGGAAAGUUUUGCUUGAAACUGCAGUAAAUCGUGUUAAGUAUACUUCUGAAAAUAUUAUUUUCAACAGUGUUGAUAAAGUAGUAGAAAAAUUAGAGGUGCCUGUUGCAGAAGCAUUUAUUGCUAUGGUGAAGGAUAAAUUAAAUUCAUCCAUGUGUAUUGCGGAUAAUCAUCUUAUGACAAAGAUCAGACUGAUUUGUAAUUGUUCCACUAAUGAAUCUAAUGAAUUAAAAGUACCUACAAGUUCUAGCGAAAACAUUUUGUGCCAUAUUAUGACUCGAUUACAAACUAGUUUCGAUUCCCAAACAUUCUCUGAAGAUUUUCACCUUUCUUUGCUUAAUUCUGGAAAUUUUUGGAUUCAAAUAUUGAAAGCAACUGGAAGUGUUGAUAAAUUACACUCUCAUCCACAAAUAAAUGAAGUUCGAAAUGCUAUUUCUCACCUUAUUGAAAUUUUGAUUGAAGGAACUAUUAGUAUUUCUUUGCUCCAAGAUCUUUUAAAGAAAGAUGAUAAUUUUUUGCUUACAUAUUUUGGUUUCGCUAUUAUGAAGGAAGGUUUAUCUUCUAUAAACAAGGAUAUUCUAACAGGCAUUCGAGAAAAAUAUCGAAUUUAUGGACUAGGUCUUGACUACCUUAAUUCUUUUUACGCUGAAUUUUGUCCUCAACCUAUUGCCUUUGAUGUUAAAGAGUAUAUAGAUGACAUUUAUGAGAUGCAUCAACGCAAGGAGACUACUACACUUAAAGAUACAUCUUUGGAUAAUUACUGGGGAAUGCACACUGAGAUAUUGAGUAUUGCCGAAGAUUUAUAUAAAUAUAGGAAAUCUCAGACAUUCAAGAAUCUUUUUAAUUAUCUAAUAUAUGAAGAAUACGAAGGAGAUGUGCGAAAUGUUAAAUGGAUAGUUAAAAUAAUGCCAAAUGUUCUUAAAGAUUAUAGACAUCGGUGUGAGUCUUAUUCGAAAUGGGAAACAGGGAAAUUUUCAUUUUCCAAAAUUUUGUGGGACAAAGUUCCAGAUAUCACUGUCGAACUUGAUUUAAUGGAUGAUAUAUUAAAAAUUGAAAGAAGUCCAAAAUUAAUGAGAACAUUAACUAAUAUUUCUAAAGUUACUCAAUGGAUUGAAAAAUUACAACAACUUACUGAAGUUGUACUCAUCUUUAGUAUACAAAGGGAUGAAGAUGAAGAUAAUUGGUUACAGGAUACAUUAGAUGACUUAAGGGACGAUGAAACUUUGACAUUAGGAAAAUUAGGUGAUUCUUUUGAUUUAUUACGUGAAAGACUUCAAAUGCUUGAUGAUGCAUGCUGGACAUUGAUUAAGGAGUUAUCCCUUUCUGGAGAUUUUUUGGACUGGCUUCGGUCAAUAGCUGAUCAUGAUAUUAAGAAUUUGAUUAAUGGAGUAGACGAUCAUUCUGAUGAAAGACUUAUUCAAGAAGAUACGGUAUCAUCUCUUAUUCAAGUUAAACAAUUCCUUUUACCGAUUAUGAUAAAUGCAGAAAAUUUUUCGUUAGAAGAAUUUUUGAAUGAAAUACGAAAUGUUGCAGAAACUAAUUCUUCAUUAGCCAGUAAAAUUAUUUUGUGUAAUUGUAACAAUAUGGCAUUACAAAACAUGUAUGCUGCUAUCUCAAAUCGUGGUGAAGUAACCAAGGAAAAGAUUUCUAAUGCAGUCAAGAUUGGUGUCUAUGAAUUUAAAUGGACAUCAAAUGAUGAUGUAUGUUCGGCUACUCUAUCUUAUUCAUCUAAAAAUGGCACGAAAAUGACAUAUUCUAUGAGUGAUUUACAAGAUUUACGUGGUCGAGCAUUGUUAAUAGCUAAACCUGCAUCCACAAUAUAUGAAGAUGAGGAAGAGUCAAAAAAUAUAAUGAAUGAGUUUGUGCUACAAGUUGACAAAGCACAAAAUAUUAUUGAUGAAUCUACUAAGCUUAUCGAGGCUGGUCAUUUUAAUUAUCGUAAUUAUUCUAAAGAGGUUACAGGCCUAGAGCAAUUGAACUUACAUCUUAAAGCUUUAGAGAAGGAUUUAAAAGCUUGCAACAGCAAAGGAACUAAUCGAAAAAUUUGUGAAAAAACUUGCGAGAGACUCGUUAGAUAUGUCAAUUUUGGAGCAAAAUUACCGCAAAUACGGAAUCCUAAAGAUGCAUUAAAUGUUAAAAAUAAUCAUUAUAAAGUCCUUUGUGACAUUGGAAUAAGAUUAAAGAGCAUUUUUGAAUCUCUACCAAAAGAGCCUAUUCCUUUUGAAGAAUGUGGUGAACGUGUUGUUUCCGAUGUUGUAUACCCUGGAAAGCUAUUUGUUGCCGCAUGUAGCGAUCGAUCCGUUAUACCUAAUAUUAUAAUGUCAUUAUAUGCUAACAGUAAAUUUUAUCCUAAUGCUUGGCAACUCUUGAUUUGCACACCGAAUACAACUUCUGAGGAAAUAGCAAUAUUUAUCAAGAGAUGUUCAUUUGCUUCGUCCAAUGGAUACAAAGAUCAUCUUUUUUGUAUGGCUAAUCUAGAGGUUCUUGACUAUAAGUUACAAUAUUAUGUAGUUAAACAAAUACGAAGUCUUUUGGAUAAAGCCAAAAUUUUUUACUUGGCUUUGAUUUGUUGUCAAGAAUCCGGAAUGCAUCAUCACAUUUUGGAUCAAUUUUCUGAAGAUGUUCGCGUAACCAAUGGAUUAAGUACUAAAUCAAUGAAGGAGUCUUAUAGAGCAAUAUGCGAGAAAGUAGUCUGUGUAACUUCUAAUUUAUCUGGGCAAGGAAAGACCGAAUGGAUCAAACAAGAAAGUUAUAGGAAAAAUUUUAUUCCACGUACAUUCCUUAUUAAUGAUGGGGCUGAUUUUGGUAAAUUGGUGAGAAAAUUUCAGAAAUUCCACAUUCGUAAAAAUUUGGAUUCUUUACAUAUUAAUAUUAUAUCAGCGGACAAUCCCUGGGAAGUGAACAUGUUUUUAUUUCAAUUAUUAACAUUUGGAAUUGUUUCUCACCAAAGUGAUAUUGUAACCCUUCCGGAUAUCCGCAUAUUUAUCGAAGUUGCUUCUAGUGUGGAUAAUCGAUUAGUAAAAUCAUUGCCAAUAGUUAGUUAUUUAGAUACUCCACACCUUCUCUUCAAUUUCAAAAAAUUAAUCGUUUCAAAUGAAAUUUAUAGUCCAAUUCAAGUAGUUUGUCAAUACUUGAAUGCACAUGAACGCUUCUUAUUGGAUGAACGUGAAAUAUCUUAUCGUCAGCCCACACAUGAGCCUCUUCCUACUAAAAGAUGUCAACAAUUAUUGUCAAAAUAUUUCUUUAAUAUUAUUACUCCUGAUCUUUUAUCUUAUCGAUUCCUCGAAAUUUUUAUUAAUGUUUUUGCAAAUCAACUGAUCCGUUUGUCAUGUAGUUCGUUUUUCACAGUGGAAAAUUUAAGGCUAAUGAUCAAAGAAAACAACAUUCGAUCGACUUUGUUUAACACUUUAAUGGAUGUUUCUAAAGAUUUUGCCACACGAUCAAUUCACACCAAAACUUCUCAAAAGCAAGCGCUUUCAGAUUCACCAGAUCAAUUAGGAAACAUAACCAGUUGGGACGAUUCUAAUCAUCUUUUAGUGUUUUUCAUGUCUCAAACACCAGAUUCCAUUUGUGCUUUAUAUCGUGAUAAAGCAAAAGUUCUUGAAAAUGUUCAGACUUUACUUAAAAGUCAAGACAUUUCAAGUGAUAAAUGGCAAUUAGAAGACUAUAGAACAAUGCGAAUGGAUUUGUUGUUGCAGAGAUUGGAAAGUAUAGCACGUAAAACUCAUCAUAAAAUUGAUUAUCCGCCUUAUGCUUUAUCAGCUGAUAAUCUUUUGAAGAUGGCUUUGAUUUUGUUGAGAACGCGCUCUAAUGUACCUGUAGUCAUUUGUGGUGAAGCUGGAUGCGGAAAGACAAGUUUGAUUAGUUUCCUUGCUAGGGUGGUUGAAGCUGAAUUUCACGCUUUAAAUCUUCAUGCUGGCAUAACAGAGGAAAUGAUCAAUCAAUUUAUGGAAGAAUCUCAGACAGGUGUUCAUGAUCACGAAGUCUGGUUAUUCUUUGAUGAAAUUAAUACAUGCAAUCAUAUAGGUCUCUUAGCAGAUCUGAUAGCUCAUAGAGUAUAUAAAGGCAAUCAAAUGUUGCAUCCAAACGUUAAAAUAUUUGCUGCAUGUAAUCCGUACAGAAUUAGAACUAAAAGUUCAAGCAUUGCAGGAUUGCAGAUUAAAAGAUUCGAUGAACAAAGAAGUAAUUUAGUUUAUGAAGUAAAACCAUUACCCGACCAAAUCUUAGAUUAUGUUUGGGAUUAUGGUGUUUUGGAACCAAAUGAUGAAAGAAAAUAUAUAGAGAUUAUGACAAAAACUCAACUUGAUAAUAAUCUACAUCAUGAAAUGCUUGCCGAUCUAUUAUUCACUUCACAACAAUUUAUUCGAGAUGUUGAAGAAAAAUAUACUGUUAGUUUAAGAGAUGUUAAAAGAGCUAUUACUUUAAUAAAGUUCUUUUAUAAUUCAUUACAAGACCGGCCUCGAGUUAAAAAAGAUAUACAAUAUCCGCCUAUUAAACCUGAUAUAGUUUUACGUUCGUAUAUCCUUGGAUUAGGACUUUGUUAUCAGUCUAGGUUAUAUGAACAAGAACAGCGAACAGCAUAUAGAAAAGAGAUGUGUAAAAUAUUUCUUAAGAAUAAAUUUCCAAUUAGGGAAGAAUUGUUUAAAGACGUUAUUAGAAAAGAACAAGAGGAUUAUGUUGAUAGGAUGACACUCCCAUUUAAUACAGCAAAAAAUGAUGCAUUAUUAGAAAAUGUGCUAGUUAUGAUUGUUUGCAUUCUCACCAAAAUUCCCGUGUUUAUUAUUGGAGCACCUGGGUCUUCGAAAUCAUUAGCAAUUCGACUUGUGAGUCAGAACCUACGUGGUUCGGACUCCAAUGAUGCAUACUUUAAAACUCUACCUCAGUUUCAAGACACAAGUUCAGAUGAUUUUCCAGUGGUCAGUGUCGUAUUAUUAGAUGAAGUUGGAUUGGCCGAAACAAGUCCUCAUAAUCCAUUAAAAGUUCUUCAUUCUCUACUGGAACCAAGUUAUCCUGCUGACGGACCAACUGUUUCUGUUGUUGGAAUUAGUAAUUGGAGAUUGGAUAAUAGUAAAAGCAGUAGAGCCUUGUUAGUGCAAAGACCGCAAUUAACACUUAAUGAUCUUGUAGAUAUAGCAGUACGUUUACUUAAUGACCAAUCAACCACAAAAGUACAGCCAUCUUCUGUAAGACACAUAGCAACUGCCUACUUAGAGUAUGCAGAACAUGGUCAAGAAAUUCCAAAUUUCCAUGGACUUCGAGAUUAUUAUUCUUUAGUUAAAAAUCUUUCAAGUAAAGAACUAACACCAGAGAAUAUACAAAUGUCUUUAGCUAGAAAUUUUGGCGGUACCAAUAAUUAUUCUGAAAUUUGUAAAAAAUAUUUUGGAAAUGUCAUAGAUAUUUUUAAUUCAAAUCAAAGUUGGACUUACGAACCAAUAUCGACUAAAUCAUUAAUUAUUGCAAAUCUUGAAGAUGAAUUUGCUAGACAUUUGCUAGUAAUCGGAAACAGUGAUUCGAUUGUUAAUUUAUUGGUUUAUCAAUUGAGACAGCGAGAAUCGGAACCAGUCGUUAUUUUUGGAUCACAAUUUCCCAAAGAUCAAAAUGAUCAAGGAAGUGAUUAUUCAUAUACUGUUCUGAGUAGAAUUAUGAUGUGUGUAGAGGCUGGUAGGCCUCUUAUCCUAACUGACUUGGAUAUAAUCUAUGGAAGUCUUUAUGAUUUAUGGAACCAGAAUUAUAUCGUAGUUGGUAGUAAAGAUGAUCCGAAAUAUUAUACCAGAGUUGCGCUUGGCGCUUAUGCAAAUCCAAUGCUGUCCGUAUCAAAGAACUUCAGAUGUAUUCUUGUAAUGGAUGAAUCAAAAGUAAAAGAUGCUGAUCCGCCACUCCUAAACCGAUUCGAAAAACAAAGAAUGUCAAUGAGAGAUGCAUUUACAUUUGUUCAUGAAGAAUUGGUUGAGGAAUUAACUUCUUGGGCAAAGAGAAUGUCAACUAUAACUUCGAUGAAGUUCGCUGUUUCACAAGAUAAAUUUACAUUAAGUGACCUGUUUAUUGGAUUUAAUCCUGAUGAAACUAUUCAGAGUUUAGUAAUUGAUAUUAAAGAGACUUAUCAGGAGAUGAAUAGUUUGGAGAUCUUGGAAAAAUGUAAAGAAUAUUUGAUCGCGAUUGCUUCUUCUGAUGGCAUUGUUAGAGCUGAGAAAUCGGCAUUGGAACCAGAAGAAAUAGAACAUUGCAAAAAAGUUUACUUUAAAGAUCAACACCACGAUCAUCUGGAAGAUUAUUUUUCAUCUCUACUCGAUACAGAGCCGACAACUAAGGGACACCAGAUUAUUAUUAACACAUUUUCAAAUAUCAAUACAGACAUUGCUAAAUGUCUUAAAGACGUAUUUGCUUGCCAAGUUCUUAAACUAUCAACCUUUAAAACUGAAGCAGAAUUUCAAAAUCAAAUUAAACGAUUCUGGUUUGACUCGCCAAAUAAAGCGAUGUUGGCAUUGCAAUGUGAUCUUACUACUGCUAACGCUGGAUGCAUUAAAUUGGCCAAAUUUUUGAUUGAACAAUACCGAUUAGAAUAUUUGGCAAAAAUGGAAAAAGCUCAAGGGUCAGAGGAACAAGAAAACUUUAUAGUUAAGCAUUGGAAACAAGUUACAAUUGAGACAUUGGUUCGACAAGAGAAACCUCUAUCAUCACUUUUGUACGGGAAUCUUUGUGAAAUUAUUGAAGAGACUUAUCCAUUUGAAGAGAUUUUGAAACAAGAAUUGUUAUGGUGCUUAUUAUGUAUUAAGUACCCGUCUACUCUUAAAGGAGUUAACCAUCUAAAGUACAUAACCGAAAAAAUCCCUAAAAAUCAGGAACUUGUCAAUGCAUUGAAAGCAAGAACAAAAGAAUGGAUAGAGCAAGAAGAUUCAUUAACAGAUUGGCAAUAUCAUGUUGCAUCUAGUAAAAAAUCCCUAUAUCCACAUUCGUCAUUUGUUACAGCAUUGUUAACACAUAUUCGAGCAAUGGUUCGAAGACCAUUAGCAAAAUUAUUAUGCGCACUCGAACGAUUUUCUGCAAUUGAAACAUUUAUAAGCCUUACCCAUCUCAAAGAUGAACAUCAAGAUCAAUUAUCAACAUUCUGGAAGGAAAUGUUUGUGGAUAGAGAUGUUAUCAAUAUUGAUACAUUACCACCACCAAACCCAAAUAUAUAUUCAUUACCUGGAGGAGUUCAUGAUCUUAAAUUUCCAUUUUCUUAUUAUUUUAUGAAACAAAUCGAUCGCUUUAAAAGACUUUAUGAAGAAGAAAUUGCCAAACUUCAUGAGGACCCGGAAAACCUGGAUGAAGAUGGAACAUUGCUUAAUGAUGUAAUCGAGGAUUAUAAUAAGGGAUUUGCGAAUAAUAUUUUUAACUCAGUCAAACAUCUCAAAUCAUCACCGCUAGAAUGGAAUAGAGAAUUAUACUUUGAAGAUUUUAUCUCAGUAAUUUGUUCAAACGAACCGUGUUAUAAGAAGACGAAGAAAACUCAAAUCAUGUCGCUUAUUUUCAAGUGGCUACUUGGACUUGAGAAAGUGUUGAAUCCGAUACUUUUACACAUUUUCUGGUGGAAUAAUUCGAGCAGUGUUCUUGUGAAAUUUCAAUUAGCACAAAUGUGUUCAAAAAUUAGUGAUAUGAAUGAACCGGAGGAUUGCCAUUUUGAAAAAUUCCUUGUAUAUGAAGUAGCUGAACAAAAGUUAUAUGAGCUUGAAUCAAUAGAAAUUGUUCAACUACCAGAAUGGCAACAUGAGGCAACCAAGAUUAUAUCACUUUGUGCAAAACUCCCAGAAGCUUCUGAUUUAGAGAAUUGUCAUCUCUUGCAAAUAUGUAGUGAUUUAAUAUCCACUGAAGUAAUUGCAUUAGAUGCCAUUAAACAAAUUGUAAAAGUAGCAUAUCCAGAAGGAGUGCAACAAAUUUUCACUAGCAAAUUUGUCAAAACAGUAUUCCAAAUUUUAGAUGGAGUUAAAGAUUAUUAUGUUCCAAGGAAAUUAUUUAUGAUUAAAUGUCUUGAUAUUCUCCCAUUAACUUCGAAUAUACGUUUAGAUCUUUACAACAAAUUAUUCUCCAAAGACCCUUUUCCACUUAUGUCAAUAAUAAUUCAUAAAAUCUUUCAACAAGAAGAUGAGAAAAAUAAAGAUAUAUUCUUUCGAUUACUUAAAAUGCCUAAAACUGUUCGGACACUCUCUCCGAGGUUGAAUGCUAUUAAUAAUUGCUUAUCAAGUAUUGGACUUGGAUCUUUAAUGUCAACUUUAUGUUGUGAUGUUUUGCAAAAAUCAUUUUUCUCAAAUUGUACUUUAGAAUUUUCAACAGAAUAUUUCCAAGAUGCUAUUGGUGCAUUAUUAGGAUCAGGAUCAGAAUUAACAACGUUACAAAAAAUUGCAUCAAUAGCAUUUCUUAAGGAAUUUGUUCAUCGAUUCUGGGAAUACACUAAUAGCGACAAUAGGAUUUCAGACCCUAUAGAAAUUAAUAAUUCACAAAUGGGUGAUCUUGAUAUAUCAGAGUUAACAAAUCGACUUAAUUAUGAUAUGGAAGUAAAUAAACAAGUUCCAUUGAUUCAUUCUCUUAGAAUAUAUUUUUUGCGUGCUUUGCGGCGAUGUCGUGAAUUCUCGUUGGAUGACGUAAAGCGGUUUUGUAAAGCUCAAGAUUAUACAUUACCUUGGUUAUCAAAUUUAUCAUGGGAAGAUGAUAAUCAGGCGAAUAGGUUCCCUUUUAAUCCAUAUAGAUCGAAAGAAGAUUAUAAUAAUUUAGAGACUACAUUUACAUCUCUUCACAACUUUAAUAAUAAAGGGCCGUUUGAAAAGAAUUUCUUUACAAAGUUUAAAAAGAAGAAUUCAAAUCUAUCACACUUAGCAUUAAUAGGAUUGGUAUUUAGCAGAUUACACGCGAUCAGGGCUUCACGCGAAUGGACAGAAAACGAGACUUCAACAGCAUUGACUUUACAAGAAAGUAUUGAAGGCGUUGAUCAUCUUUCAACAAUCUAUAAAACCACCGUCAAAAACCUCAUCUCUAAUGAGCACAUACUUUUGGGAUUGACUGAAGCUAUUAAUAAUCAAGAUUUAUUGAUUAAAUCCGUUAUUGGACAUAUAAUUGCUUUGCAUGCGUCUAUUCGUCACGAUUCGUCACCUCUUGCUCAUUUGUUACAGAACUUACAUUACUGUAAAGGAUUAUUUAUUCCGUCCACUCCUUCAGAUGAAGAAUCCAUUAUUUUGAGUGUAGUCCUUCGAGGGGGUCAAAUAACUAGGUAUAUUAUUGCAUAUUAUGGUUUUACAAAUGGAACGGGAACAUGUCCUGAAUGUGGAAGGCAAAUAGGCCAAACAAAAUUGGAUGCUAAUCCGCUUAGAGCUUCAUUAAGCGCCAAAAACCAGACAGGAUACAUCGGAGAACCAAUAAACCAAGAACCUGCACAAUCAAUCAGAACGAUGUCUCCGACUUCGUAUCGUAUCUUACAUUUAUUCGUUCAUGUAAUAAUCGGAGCUUGGGCACAUGCACCACUGGCAUUAGAAUUCUUGCAAAAAAAUAAUAAGACAGCUACUGAUGCUGGAAAGUAUUGCAUGGACCAUAUAAAGAAUGACUGGAUGAUCUUAAGGAGGAUACUUAAUACUUCAGAUGAGAAUUUAGCGUUGGUUUUGCAUUCAAUUCUGGAUUUAAUGGUUCAAAUACCAUGUAGAAUGGUUUCAUUAAAGACCUCAGCAGAACGAGAUGAAUGGGAGACAGAAUUUAAAGACAAAUAUGUCGCCCCACAAGUUAGGAAUGUCACUGAAACGGCAGUCAACUUCCGAAAUAAGCUUGCUGAAGCCGAUAAGUCUCAAGCUAACGUAAAUAUUAUCGAAGCAGAAAUAAAUCAAACAUUAGCAAUGGACAAUAAUUAUCAACUUGAACAUUUGCCAAAAAUGUGGAGAUUCAUAUCUGAUAUUAGUUAUCAAAGCCUUCAUGCUCAUUAUUUGAGUGAUGAAGAUAGGCAUUCUAAAAAAUAUCCAUUUUUGGCUCAAUUCUUUAAACAUUCUGAAGAACUAUCGUUGAUAAAGCACCUUUUACCGAUUGUAAGAUUUGUGCAAAUUUUAUCUUCAAAGUUAGAAUAUCGAUUAAGUAGGGAUGAGGCUGAGGAACAAACUUUUGGCCAAUUUAUUGAUAAUGAAGAAGGAGAGGCGGAGGAAUUCGAAUAUUCCGACAAUAAUAUUUUGAGAUCAGCGUUUGAGGAUUUUGCAGAAUCUUGGAAUGCAAUUAUUGAUAAAGUUAAAAAUUAUCAAUGUCAUGCAAUUCCAGAUCCAAAACCGAGGAUAAAUUUGGAUUCCCCUGUUGUCUUAGGAUUGAUCGAACCAGUUAAUUCGGGCGUAUAUCUUUGCGCAAUUCUAGAAUACCUUAUUGGACUACAAAAUAAAUUUUUAGAAGACGUUAUGGCAAUUCCUCAUGAAUCCUGGAAUUCACUAAAAUUUUUGGAUGAAGCUUCGCUUGACUCUAAUGAAACAGUGACUUCAACUUCACAAACAGAAACAACAUUGCAUCAUUAUAUUAGAUCCAUUCGUUUAGAACAUGCUAAACCAAAUAAUUUUAUCAAUUAUGAAUGGAAUGACGACAUUCUUCAAUAUAGUCAACGGAAUUUACAAAUGGGACGUGGAGAUGACGUUACAUUUGAUUUACAAAAAAUUGAAUUCGAACUUGCGCGUCAAAUAGUUUUUGGUAAAGUUCAUAUUAGUACAAUUGACGAAUCGCAUUUAUAUCUGGAGCAGUUUAAUUUCCAUUUAGAAUUAUUUAAAGGCUACAUGAGAAUUCUGAGCGAUAUAAAAAUAUUAAUCCCGCAAAAACCUAUUUCAAGUUAUAAUAAAUCAAACAUUAUUAAUUUAUCUACUACCUCUUCAUCCACAAAAACUUUCUCAACCAUGGAUAAUUUAGAAUCUAUGUCAUUUGAAAACGCAUCAAAAUUACUUUCAUGUUUGGAAAUUUUACUCUGCUUCGUAAAAAGAAAAUUAAUUAGUGAUUCCGAAAUUUUAAUUAGUGAAUUUGUAAAACAAUGGGCGAAACUUUCUGUUUUGGUCGAUAAUGAAUUGUUUAUGGAUAUUUUAAAAGUUGAUUUAAGGCUCAAACACGUCGUAGCCUUAUAUGAGCUUAUUGAAGAACAAGUUGCUAACAAGAUUAUUACAUACGUCGAUGACAAAUAUGCAGAUCCAUUAACAUCGGAUCUAGAGAAAGAAAUUUCUGAUUCACUUGAUUUUGAUAUUACUAAUGACGUUGAUUCUGAAGAAACUGAUUUAAAACCAAUGGACGAUGUUAACGUAAUUGUUGAGGAAAAUAAGAAAGUUAAGAAAAUUCCGGCAGAAGCAUUUGUUGGCACAAUAAAGAGAUUUAUUUUUAGAUAUCUAAUGAAGGAAUCGAUUAAAGAAGAACAUCCAAUGUCGAUUUAUUUAACUGAUAGUUCGUUGAACUUAUGGCCAGCACAAAUUUCAGAAAAAUUGAUCGAUGAAUUUUUCCCAACAAGUUUGAUGGUAUGCCAUGCUUACGAAGCUCACCGAUUUGUUUCUGAAAAAGUUGAGGGAAUAAAGCAACUAUUGAACAACCAAAAUCAAAAUACCUCGAAACGUCUUCAAAGAAAUAGAAAUCCCAAACAGAAAGAACAAAAUGCUUCUCGUCAAAAUGGGAAUGGCCUUGACAAUAACUCAUCGUCUAAUACAUCAGCCAAUAGAGGUUCCCAUAGUUCUAGAGGUUCUAGAGGUUCUAGAGGAGGUAGAGGCUUUCAUAAUGGGCAUAACAAUGUUUCAAGAAGUCAGAAUCAAGGAAAUAGUAAUGCUUCGGAGGGUCAACAUCAUUCUGAAGAUGCUGAAUCUUCGAAAAGAGGGCGUGGUAGUCGAAAAAGAUCAAAGUUUCCAGAUUUUAACAAAAAUGAUGUGCUGUAA